Molecule: messenger RNA, 3351 nt
Organism: Closterium sp. Naga37s-1
Lineage: Eukaryota; Viridiplantae; Streptophyta; Zygnematophyceae; Desmidiales; Closteriaceae
Source: the annotation of a GenBank genome assembly
AUGCGCGACGAUCACGGCGGAGGGUCGUCCCUCCUGAAGCGCAAGUCCAAGUCUUUCCUCACGGUAGCAGCCCACGAGCCGGGCCUAUGCAGCAUUCUUUUCGAUCUUGACGGCCGGAACAUUCUAACAGCCGGCGCCGACAAUCAGGUCAAACUGUUCCCCAUCAAGCUGUCCAGCGCGCCGUCCGGCGGCGACGGCGCGCCGAGUCUGGGCGAUCCGCGGACGGUGCGCGUGGAGCAUAAGGGACCGAUGACGACGCUGGCGAUGAGUCCCAUGGGCGAUAAGUUCGCCACGGCUGCGGAGGACCACACUGUGAAACUACACUCGUAUCCUGCUGCGCGGUUCGAGAGCAACGUGACUCGGUUCACUCUUCCCAUCCGCGCGCUCGCAUUCAACGUCUCGGGCGGGCUUCUCGCGGCGGCGGGCGACGACGAGGGCAUUAAAGUCAUAUCCACCGUCGAUUCCUCUAUCGUCUCCGUGCUCAAGGGUCACGACGCGCCCGUGCUGAGCGUGGCGUUCGACCCGAAGAACGAGCUGCUUGCGUCGUGCGACGCGGACGGGACCGUCAUCAUUUGGAGCAUAUCCGAGGCUAAGCCUCUCCAUACGCUGCGCGGCGUCGCCCCCGUGAUCGACGCGGUGGCGACGGAGGAGGAGGCGGACGGCGCGGCGGCAGCGGUGGCGGGGCGGAGCGCCGUGGCGUGGCACCCAGACGGCAGCUUCCUGGCGGCGCCCGGUACUGACUGCGACGUGAUCUGCUACGACCGCGACACGGCUGACGUCAUGCUCACGCUGAAGGGUGUGCACAAGUCUCGUGUCGCUGUUCUCGCAUGGUGCCCCAGCGGCCGUUACUUAGCGACGGCCGGCGCGGCGGAUGGCACGGUGGCGGCAUGGGACGUGGAGGCGGCGGACGGCUCGUUCGAUCUGGACGUGUGCCGCGUCGAUGCCGGCGCGCCCAUUACGGGCCUGCAAUGGAGCCCCGCGGAUAACGCGAUCGCCGCCAUUGAUUGCGCCGGCUGCUGCGGCGUGUGGCACGGCCCCGUGCCGCCCCACAUGGCUGCGCCGAACGCGGCGCCGCAGUGGGGAGGGGCGGGCAUCGAGCAGCAGAAAGAGGCCCGCCGUACUCGGGAGGAGCUGUUCCGAUUUGAUGACGCGCCCGGCGCGGCAGGUGGCGGAAGCGGAAAUUCGGGGCAGGCGGGCGGAGAGGGCAGCGGGGGGGCGCAGGAGGUGUGGGAGGACGACCUUGAGAAUGACGACGGGCGCAGGGGGAAGGGGAAGUGUGGAAGCAGGGGCGGGGACGGGGAGGGGGACGCGGGAGCGGGAUCAGGAGGAGAGGAGGAGAGGGAGGGGGGGUUUCGCGCUCAUGCGGGGAGGAGGAGAGGUGGGGGAGGGGCACGACACGUGGUGGAGGAUGGGAGUGACAGGGAGGACGAAGUGGGCGGGUGGGAUGGGGAGAGAGAGGAGGAGCGGAAGGGGGGCGGGAAGAGAGAUGGCGGAAGGGGGAGUGGGGGGAAGGGGCACGUGAGCCGUGGGGAGAGGAAGGGGAGCGUUGCUGUGGCUGCCCCGGUGGUGUUCAUGCAGCCGCCGUUCCAACCCGGGUCAACCACGCUCACAGCAGCAGCGGGCGGCAGCAGCGCGGAGGGGGAGGAGGGUGUGGAGGGGCCGGGGGGGGUGCGACUGCGGUAUCUGGCAUACGACAUGCUGGGGCGGGUUACCACUCGCAUGGACGCAGAGAGCGAUACAGCACACGUGGAGGUGGACUUCCAUGACACGUCAGCAGCAGUGACACGUGUGCCAGCGCUGACGGACUACUACGGGUGCACCAUGGGCGUGCUGGGGGAGAGGGGGUACGCGCUCGCCUCGCCUGCGCGCGCCAAGCAGCCUUCCACCAUUCUCUUCCGCCCCUUCACCUCCUGGGCUCCCUCCUCCGAUUGGUCGGUGCGCCUGCCAGCAGGGGAGGAGGUGACAGCCAUAGCCGUGGGCCGCAAGUGGGUGGCGGCGGCAACUUCCCGGAACUUUCUGCGAAUCUUCUCGGACACGGGGCUGCAGCGUGCAAUAGUGUCACUGGAGGGUCCUGUGGUGGCCAUGGCGGGGCAGGGCGCGUUCCUUGCUAUUGCCUUCCUUGCCGCAGGGCCGCACCCUGAUGGUCACCAGGCCAUGCAUCUGCUGCUCCUGGACAUGCAUUCAUCCGCCCUGCGCCUGCGCACGCCCAUCGCCCUCUCCCCCUGCGCCUCCCUCGCCUGGCUCGGCUUCUCCACCAUCUCUUCUGACCCCUCUGCACCACUCCACACCACCGUGCCAACAGUUGCCACAUACGAUUCCCAGGGCGUGGUUCGCAUUCUCUCUCCGGACUUUGGUGGCUGCUGGAUGCCCAUAUUCAGUGUGAGUGCAUCGCCUACGAGUGAGUCGCACCGGCUGUGGAUGGUGGGGCUGGACCUCCGGGAGCAAGCCAUCUUCUUCAUCGUCUGCACCACUGCCUGCCCACAACCCUCGGUGUUCCCCCGGCCUGUACUAUCGGAGAUGCCUCUGGCGCUGCCCCUAGCCCUGUCAGACCUUGCAGCAGCUGACUCUCUCCAGGCCGACCUCCUGCGCUCAGCACUCGCCACUGCACACGUGCGGGCAGUGGCGGACGAGGCGUUGCAGAUGGGGGAGCAGGGGGCGCUGGCGGCAGCAGAGGACGAGGAGGAGCUGCUGAAGCUCGAGGCAGAGAGGGACAAGACGCUUCUGCGCCUGCUCGUCGCUGCUGCUAAAGGGGACAAGCUAGAGCGGGCAAUGGAGCUGGGAACAAUGCUGUCGCUGAGGAAGAGCCUGCAGGGCGCUGUCAAGCUCACCUCCGCACUGCGCCUCCCCGUGCUCGCUGAACGCCUGCACUUGCUGCUGCAGGUCAGUGAGUGGUGGAGUGCGGUGGUCAGGGCCGCAGCAUUGGCCCCGAUGUUUGUCAAGAAGGGCCCAGGAGCAAGUCAGAAAGCAGCAGCAGGUGGACAGAAGAACGUGAAAGUGAAUCCCAAGGGCUCUGAUGCUCCUGCUGCUGGAGAUUGCUCCAGCCCUCAAUCGGCUGCCAAAGGCACUGCCACGGACAUUAGUGCUAGAGGCGAGGAGGCAGGUGCUGGUGAUGCAGGCGGGGCAAAGCCACCUGCAAGCAGUGUCAAGCCGUGUAACCCGUUUGGGAAGAAACCUGGAGGUGCAGUGGCAGCCAGUGGGGUUGAAGGCUCUGUGUUGGAUUCUGUCAGGCAUAUGCAACAGGCAGAAGGUGCGUUGAAGGAUGUCAAAUCAGGAGAUGGAGCGGGGCCGAAACGAGCAUCUGUGGUGUCUGGAGCCAGGGCAGUUGGAGCCAAACGAUCCAAGAUAAAGUAG